GGAAAACGCGAGCCGUCGCCGCGCUCCCUAAACCGCCGCCUGCCCUCGGCCAACCGCCCCCAACGGCCGCCCGCGCGUGGCUCGCCAGGCCCCCUCGCUCCUCCCCCUCAGGCCCCCGGAGCGCUCCCCUCCCUCCGCCUCGCACUCUCGCACCUCGCAGGCUCGCCGCCGUUGGGAGCUGCCAUGCCCCUGCCGCAGGCUGUCCACGGGCCUAGGCGCGGCGGCCCGAGAUAGGGUCCCCUCCGCCUCCCGGGGGAGGAGAGAGGCAGCGGGCCGCGCGCUCCGCCCCCUCCCCCCGGGCCGCCGCCGCCGCCGCCACCUCGCCGCCUCAGCCUGGCGGGGAGGAGGAGGAGGAGCAGCAGGCCUCCGGCCCCCGGCACCGCCGUCCGCAGUCUGCAUAUAGGCGUUUUCUGCUGGCCUAACCAGAAAAGGGCUACCUGCGAGUGAAAUGAUGAGUACGUUAGAAGGAAACUGCAUGCUUGUUAGUGGUUUGAAGCUUAACCAAAAUUUAGAAUAAAGCCUAAUAAUGGUGUGCCUUAUUGGAACUUAGAGAAAUGAAGGCCAAAGCUUACAUGUUUUUCGGCAGGUUAUUACAAGAUAUUGGAUAUAGUGUCCUGUAUCAUACAUUGCUGAGUCGUGUCCAGGCUCUUCUAUCCAUGGCGAUUUUUCAGGCAAGAAUACUGAAGUGGGUUGCCAUUUCAUUCUCCAGGGUAUCCCUGGAUCAGGGAUUGAACCUGUGUCUCCUGCACUGACAGGUGGAUUCUUACUACUGAGCCACCAGGACAUUUCUGACUCAUUUGCAUCCUUGAAGAGCAUCUAUAGAAGAGGAAGGGAAAGAUGGGUGUGAAAACGUUUACUCAUAGCUCCUCUUCCCACAGCCAGGAAAUGCUUGGAAAGCUAAAUAUGCUUCGAAAUGAUGGACAUUUUUGUGAUAUCACUAUUCGUGUCCAGGACAAAAUCUUUCGGGCACAUAAGGUGGUACUAGCAGCUUGCAGUGAUUUCUUUCGCACCAAACUUGUAGGCCAAGCAGAGGAUGAGAACAAGAAUGUGUUGGAUUUGCAUCAUGUUACAGUGACUGGCUUUAUACCCCUUUUAGAGUAUGCAUACACAGCCACUCUGUCAAUUAACACAGAAAAUAUCAUUGAUGUUCUAGCUGCAGCCAGCUAUAUGCAAAUGUUCAGUGUUGCUAGCACCUGCUCAGAGUUCAUGAAAUCAAGCAUUUUAUGGAAUACACCCAACAGCCAACCAGAAAAGGGUCUGGAUGCUGGACAAGAAAAUAACUCUAACUGCAAUUUUACGUCUCGAGAUGGAAGCAUUUCUCCAGUGUCUUCAGAGUGCAGUGUGGUAGAAAGAACCAUCCCCGUCUGCCGAGAAUCACGGAGAAAGCGCAAAAGCUACAUUGUUAUGUCUCCUGAAAGUCCUGUAAAGUGUAGCACACAAACAAGUUCUCCCCAGGUGUUGAAUUCUUCAACUUCCUAUUCAGAAAAUAGAAAUCAACCAGUUGACUCUUCUCUAGCUUUUCCCUGGACUUUUCCUUUUGGAAUUGAUCGAAGGAAUCAGCCUGAUAAGGUUAAGCAAGCGGAAAAUACCCGGACUUUAGAAUUACCUGGCCCAUCUGAGACAGGGAGAAGAAUGACUGAUUAUGUGACUUGCGAGAGCACAAAAGCUACCUUGUCUCUGGGUGCUGAGGAAGAUGUCCGGGUCAAAGUGGAAAGGUUAAGUGACGAGGAGGUCCAUGAGGAAGUAUCCCAGCCUGUCAGUGCAUCUCAGAGUUCACUGAGUGAUCAGCAGACAGUGCCAGGAAGUGAGCAAGUGCAAGAGGACCUUCUGAUUAGUCCCCAGUCUUCCUCCAUAGGCUCAGUAGAUGAAGGCAUCACGGAAGGAUUGCCUACACUUCAGGGUACUUCUAGCACCAACGCUCACGUAGAUGAUGAUGAUCGAUUGGAAAAUGUUCAGUAUCCCUACCAACUCUACAUUGCUCCUUCCACCAGCAGCACAGAACGGCCAAGUCCCAAUGGUCCAGAUAGACCUUUUCAGUGUCCAACGUGUGGGGUGCGAUUCACCCGUAUUCAGAACCUGAAGCAGCACAUGCUGAUCCACUCAGGAAUUAAACCAUUUCAGUGUGACCGCUGUGGGAAAAAGUUCACCAGGGCUUACUCGCUAAAGAUGCAUCGCCUAAAGCAUGAAGGUAAACGCUGUUUCCGGUGCCAGAUAUGUAGUGCCACUUUCACUUCCUUCGGGGAAUAUAAACACCACAUGAGGGUUUCCCGGCAUAUUAUCCGCAAGCCUCGGAUUUACGAGUGCAAAACAUGUGGCGCCAUGUUCACCAACUCUGGAAAUUUAAUCGUGCACCUGAGGAGUCUGAACCAUGAAGCGUCAGAGCUAGCAAACUACUUCCAGAGCAGUGAUUUCCUAGUACCGGACUACUUAAACCAGGAGCAAGAAGAGACCCUUGUUCAAUAUGAUCUUGGAGAACACAGUUUUGAAAGCAACUCCUCUGUUCAAAUGCCUGUAAUUUCACAGGUCUCCUCGACCCAGAAUUGUGAAAGCACUUUUCCCUUGGGGUCUCUUGGGCUGACAGAAAAGGAGGAAGAAAUGCCAGAGCAGCCAAAGACCAGUGCUUCUGCCGAGGCAACCAGAGAUGACCCCCCAAAAUCAGAGCUGUCUUCUAUAACUAUUGAGUAAUUUCAUAGUUUGGCUUCAUUUUUAAUUUUUGGAAAGUGCCUGUGCUUGGUCUUGUACAUUUGAAUUUAAUUUUUUAAGCAAAAAAAAGGGUUUGGAAAAAUUUCCCUUUUUACUUUGUAAGUCCUGCAACUGAUGUUUUAUUUUUCAUGACUGAGAGAUUGCUUCUGUAAGUGCACAAUAACAUGGUGUUGAAAUACAGUAGAAACCCUGAAACUUAAGGAGAGAGAAGCAGUUGACUUCACACUUAUAUCAGUUUCCUCUUCCAUCAUCAGGAGUAGGCUAACAACAUAUCAUUAGGUUGAGAAGAAAUCAGAUGAUUAUUGACCUUCCUGAAAUGAAAGGAUACACCAGAAACAUACUACUAAACAAAUUUGGCAAAUGGCCUGAAUAGAUGUUUACUCCUGUACACAGGACAUUGUACAAUCUUCUGUAAAGCCUGUUGUUUCUGGAAAUAUUUAUGGUGAGCUUUCUUAAAAAUUAUUAGGGUGUGUACUUCUGAAAUUCCACGUUUUUUUUUUUUUUUUAAGCUUUGUCAUUAUAAUUUUUUAUGGUGAAAAUUUGGUAUUGGGAUACGUAUUCCCUGUACCUUUAUAAUAGUACUCUCCAAAUUAUCUUUCUUCUGUGAAAGACGGCAGAGAGCCACGGUUGAGAAGAGUCAACCUGUGCAUGAAGUGACCAGGAAUGGGGAAUAUAGUGUGUGAAUCUCAGCUUCAUAGGAACUCUUUCAUACUGCUUUUCUGGUUAAAAUCAUUGUUUACCUGGUCUUUGAAUGUUAAUGCCUGGCUAAUGAGGUCAUUGCCUAAGUCAGUUUUUGUCUUACUCUGUCAACAGUACUUUCUUUUGCCUAUACUUGGCAUGAUCCCAUAAAAAGGAAAUAUACUGGAGAUGUUCUAUAUUUUAUAUAUAGGUUUGUGUAUUAUUGAGGAUGUUUUCAUUCUGCUGUUUGGACAAAAUAAAGAAUUCUCUGUUAAGGCUAUGUUCUUAACCCAACUAAGAUUGUUUACAAAAUACCAUGUGACAGUGAUAUAUUGUCCUUAUUCCACAAUAUUUUUAGACAUUGUGAAAUGUCAUAUUGAAAGCAGUUAGUAUAGUUUUUACAGAAUGUAAGCAAUAAUAGAGAAGAGACUAUAAAGUGAUGAUCUGUAACUCAGAUCUAUUUGGGGAAAAAAAUUGUUAAGACUAAAGAAAAACUAAAAACCUUAAGGUAAUGAAUAUUACCUCUUGCUGCUAAAAGAAAGUGAAACUUCCUGGUUUAUAGUUGAAAUACAUAUGAUACUCUAGACUGGAGUAUACAUUUUACCUGGUGCCGUUAAAGCAUCGCUUACCUUGAUCCUAAAUUUCAUGAGUCCAUGAACAAUGAUCUUUUGAGUAACUUUUUUUCCCUAUGUAUAUACCCAGAGUUUAAUCAUUAUGAAGACACCUGAUUAGAUUAGAAAAAGACAAUACAGUUUCUUAUUCAAAACACAAGAUCUCAGUUUUGUCUGGGUGCUAGACCUCAAUAAAAAUUUUUUAAGUUACA
Molecule: messenger RNA, 4204 nt
Organism: Dama dama (fallow deer)
Lineage: Eukaryota; Metazoa; Chordata; Mammalia; Artiodactyla; Cervidae
Gene: ZBTB44
Product: zinc finger and BTB domain containing 44
Exons: 9
Coding region: 838-2685 (615 amino acids)
Molecular function (GO): protein binding
Source: RefSeq, a predicted model, not a curated record